Messenger RNA from Scophthalmus maximus (turbot), 801 nucleotides. It is a transcript of the gene cox4i1, whose product is annotated as cytochrome c oxidase subunit 4 isoform 1, mitochondrial. The transcript has 5 exons. The record is from RefSeq and is a predicted model, not a curated record. Gene Ontology annotation, biological process: mitochondrial electron transport, cytochrome c to oxygen. Lineage: Eukaryota; Metazoa; Chordata; Actinopteri; Pleuronectiformes; Scophthalmidae. Bases 131 to 640 code for a protein of 169 amino acids.
GUCAUCGUCCACCUCGGGUGGAGGAAAUGGGGCGUGACCGCCACUUAGGCCUACGUAGAUUCUGUACUUCCGCUCACAUUGGCCGUUGCACUUCCUGUUGGAGCAUUGGCGGACGGAGCAAGGGGGAGAAAUGCUGGCCACCAGAGUCCUUCGUCUUGUUGGCAAACGUGCCAUCGCCACAUCUGUCUGCGCACGAGGAGGACAUGGUGUUGCUAAGGUAGAGGACUACACCAUGCCUGCCUACUUUGACAGGCCGGAUAACCCCCUCCCGGAAAUCCGCUUUGUGCAGAGCCUGAGUGCCGAGCAGCAGUCCCUGAAGGAGAAGGAGAAGGGCUCCUGGGCCACACUCUCCAAUGAGGAGAAGAUUGCAUUGUACCGCAUCAGCUUCCAACAGAGCUUUGCCGAGAUGAACCAGGGAUCAGCAGAGUGGAAGUCUGUGAUUGGAGGGGUGUUGUUCUUCAUCGGCUUCACUGGGCUAGUUGUGCUUUGGCAGAGAAAGUUUGUGUAUGGACCAGUCCCACACACAUUUGACCCUGAGUACAAACAGAAGGAGCUGCAGAGGAUGCUCGACAUGAGAAUCAACCCAGUCGAGGGCUUCUCAUCUAACUGGGACUACGAAAACAAGAAGUGGAAAAAGUAAAGAACCAAGAGGACCAUAACACAUACUUGAAGACACAGGCAGACCAACUUAAAAAUACAUCAAUUAUCCACUUACCUCAGCUUCUGCAUUUGGAAGACCUCUUCCUCUUAUGGUCAUUGUGUAUUAUAGAAAUAAGAAUAAAGUUCAAAUGAUAAAACUUA